Molecule: messenger RNA, 1209 nt
Organism: Lachancea thermotolerans CBS 6340
Lineage: Eukaryota; Fungi; Ascomycota; Saccharomycetes; Saccharomycetales; Saccharomycetaceae
Gene: DDI1
Product: Ddi1p
Exons: 1
Coding region: 1-1209 (402 amino acids)
Biological process (GO): proteolysis
Molecular function (GO): aspartic-type endopeptidase activity; protein binding
Source: RefSeq, a predicted model, not a curated record
AUGAGACUUACAAUCAAUAGUGAGAUAACAGAUGAAAUCUUUGGACCUCUGGACGUUACUGCAGAGAUGAGUCUUCAAGAUCUCAUUGCCCUUUUGGAGUUCGAAUGCGGGUUCGACGCAACGAAGCACAAUCUGCUUCAUAAAGCUACGGCAUUGAACAGCAGUGAAUCUAAAACGCUUCAAGAACUGCAGUUUGAAAAUGACGAGCUGCUUGUAAUUAAAGCCAAAAUCAACAAUGUCCAUGAAAAUUCGCAAAGUGGCGCCUCGAUGGAGGACAUGCUUGUUGAACAGGCCAGACAGCAGAUCCUCCAGAACCCCGCUCUAAGGGCCCAGAUUGUGAGCUCGAACCCAGGAUUUGAGAGUAUUAUAAAUGAUGCCACUGCUUUCCGCCAACAAGCAGGACCUCACCUUCUCCAAAGCAUGCAAGGUGGAAGCCGCCAGAAUCCUUUUGGCAUCGCGCAAACAGAGUACGACGAACUAAUGAGAAACCCAGAUGACCCCGCGAACCAAAAACGCAUAGGCGAACUGAUAAGCCAACAGGAAAUUGACGAGCAAAUGCGAAACGCUCUCGAGUUUACUCCAGAGGCGUUUACGACAGUUCAUAUGCUCUAUGUAAACUUGGAGAUAAACGGCUAUCCAGUGAAGGCCUUUGUGGAUUCUGGCGCUCAGUCUACCAUUAUUUCCACCAAGCUAGCUGAGAAAGCAGGGCUCUCUCGGCUGAUUGACAAGAGAUUCUCCGGAGAAGCGCACGGAGUGGGAGUGCAAAAGAUAAUCGGAAAGAUCCAUAUCGCGCAAGUUAAGAUCGAAACGCAGCAUGUUCCCUGUAGCUUCACUGUUCUGGACACACACGUGGACAUGCUAUUGGGCUUGGAUAUGCUGAAGCGUCACCAAGCUUGCAUAGACCUUAAAGAUAAUGUUCUGCGGAUUGCAGGGGUUCAAACAAGAUUUCUAAGCGAGGCGGAAAUCCCCGAGAGCCUCGAAGCGAAGAUUAGCGAAUCCACUUCCCAAGGGCUUAACAUACCAGCUCCAUCUGCGCAAUUGGAGCCACCAAAAAAAGCACAAACUUCACAACCGCACCCUGAGCGCGCAUUCCCAGAAUCGGUUGUGCAGCAGCUAAUGGAUUUGGGAUUCUCAAGAUCUGAGGUCCUGCGUUCGCUUGAACAAGCCAAUGGUAAUCCGGACGUAGCCGCGGCUCUUCUCUUUCAAUGA